UUCACCAAUGGAACUAUGGCAGCUCUCGCUGUGAAAGUGGAAUCUGUCCCCAGCUUGUCUCCAAGUCAACUAACUCUAAGGGAUCAGAGUUGCCGGCCUCUUCAGUCUGAUGCUAUCAAUGCGGUUUUCUACUUCAAUGUCAACUCCUGUGGAACAACUAGACGGUUUGACAACAACCUCCUGACUUAUGAGAAUGACGUGCUGUUCACAUCUUACCGGUUGAGAGUUGCCUGUCACUACCUGGUCAAUGACACCAAGGUAGUACAGUUCUUGUACCAGAAUAAUCCUGCACCUGUAGUCCAGCCUGGCUUGGGGGACCUUGCAGUCAUCAUGCGGCUUGCAUUGGAUUCAACCUACAAUGACUUCUAUGGAGCUCGGGAUUACCCUGUUGUGAAGUACUUGCGAAGACCCUUGUAUUUUGAGGUAGAGCUCCUGUACAGCAGGGAUCCACAGGCUGAAUUGUUUUUGGAGAACUGCUGGGCAACCUAUUCUGUUGACAGGAAUAGCUCUCCAAAGUGGGAUGUUGUUGUGGACAGCUGUGAGAACUCUGCAGAUGAGUACUUGACCAUCUUUCACCCAGUCUCCAGCAAUGCAAGAGUGCUGUUCCCUUCCCAUCUGAAGAGGUUUGAAGUGAAAAUGUUUUCCUUCACAAGCGGCCGUGAUGCAAUGAAAGGACAGAUUUACUUCCACUGCAGUGUUGUGAUAUGUGAUUCAAACCGGCCAUCAGACAGCCUCUGUAGCAGACGGUGCAUUCCAGGGAAACAGAGGCUUGGUCGCAGUGCUGAAGGGAUGGAUGGUGGUGCAAAGGCGUUUGUGUCUUCUGGCCCAAUUGAGCUGAAGAGAGAUGGAUCCCUUCACUUUAUGCCUAGAAGCGGUAAUAUGCAUGAUGUGAACACAAUUGCAGUUCAAGUAAAAUAUAACUAUCUCUCUUUAUAUUCCUCUAACUAUUACUUUCUUCUCUUGCAGCCCAAUUCAAUGUGUGGUCCCUUCUGGGAGCUGCAAUGGGUGUGUGUUCAGUGGUUAUCUUCAUAGCUGGAGUUGUAUCUUUCUGGAAACUGCCAAAAAGUGUGUAUUGAUAAAUAACAAUCUUGCUUGUAAAAGCUUA
This is a messenger RNA of Acipenser ruthenus (sterlet), 1105 nucleotides long. RefSeq names its product zona pellucida sperm-binding protein 2-like. The record is from RefSeq and is a predicted model, not a curated record. The transcript is spliced from 7 exons. Bases 16 to 1032 code for a protein of 338 amino acids. Lineage: Eukaryota; Metazoa; Chordata; Actinopteri; Acipenseriformes; Acipenseridae.